Messenger RNA from Rhagoletis zephyria (snowberry fruit fly), 1455 nucleotides. The record is from RefSeq and is a predicted model, not a curated record. NCBI's taxonomy places the organism in Eukaryota, Metazoa, Arthropoda, Insecta, Diptera, Tephritidae.
AUGAGUAACAUUUACAUCCAGGAGCCGCCUACGGAUGGAAAGGUUCUGUUGAAGACCACCGCCGGCGACAUCGACAUUGAGCUGUGGUCGAAGGAGGCACCGCUGGCCUGUCGGAACUUUGUUCAGCUCUGUCUGGAGGGCUACUACGACAAUGUCAUCUGGCACCGGCUGGUGAAGGGCUUCAUCGUGCAGACGGGCGACCCGUCGGGCACCGGUCUGGGCGGGGAGUCCGUCUACGGGCGGCCCUUCAAGGAUGAGUUCCACUCGCGACUGCGCUUCGUUCGGCGGGGACUGGUUGCGCUGGCCAACGGCGGCAUGGCCGACGAUAAUGGCAGCCAGUUCUUCAUCACCCUCGAGGGGACGCCGGAGCUGCAGAACAAGCACACCAUCUUCGGCAAGGUGACCGGCAACACGCUCUACAACAUCCUCCGACUAGGCGAGGGAGAGGUGGACCGCAAUGAGCGACCCCUCUACCCGCACAAGAUCCUCUCCACGGAAGUCCUCAGCAACCCCUUUUCGGACAUUGUGCCGCGUGAGAAGCCCAAGAAGAGGGUGGAGAAGACGAAGGAGGAGAAGGCGCGCUCCAAUGUGAAGGCGAGCAAGAACUUUGCCCUGCUCUCCUUUGGAGAUGAAGCUGAAGAGGAGGAGGAGGAGAUUAGCCGAGUGUCAACUGCGUUUCGUGGUAAAAGCAAGAGCAGUCAUGACCUGCUAAAAAAUGACGCCAAAUUGAGCUCGGUGCCGGUCGUUGAUGAGAGUGAACUGAACGAGAAUGGACGAAUUGAGGAAAGUACCGCAAAGUCUGAUGAUGAUUACGAUGGCGAUGACAGUGAAUCUGACACGAGAAACAAGAGAAGACUCAGCAAAGUUAAGGAAAAGCUAAAUGCGAGAAAAAGGACAUUACAUCGAAAUGACUCCAACAGUGACGACGAAGUGGAAGAAUUCACUGACCUGAUUGAGGAAGAACGAAACUUGAAGAAACAUAAAGAGAUUGAAAAGGCAAAAGAUGAGUUCAGCAAAAUCAAGAAGCAGAUGCUGAAAGACUUGCGAAAGGACCAGAAUGUAGCCAAAACGGUGGUGAAGGAGGAAAACAGCGCCGUGGCGGAGUUUGAAGAGGAGGCGAAUAAGUUUAAAGAAAUCAGCAAAAAGAUUCCGAAGAAGGGACAGGGCCGGGAGGAGAUGUGCUGGGAGAUGCUUCAGAACUUCAAAAAACGGCUUCAAGGCAGCAAAAAGACUUUAGAAGGAGGUAGCAGUGACGACAAGGAACCAAAGGAGAAGGAGGAAUCAACAGGAGCAGGCAGCAGUAGCAAAGCAGCUUGGCUGGCCCACAAAAUGACCUGCACCGGAGAGGACGAGAUUGUCCUCGCUCGCGAUGCGAACAUUCGCAACGAAGAGGACUGGUAUGACAUCUACGACCCGCGGAAUCCUAUCAACAAAAGACGGCGCGAAGGAGUGUAA